AUGGCACGACUCAUUGCAUUCGGACUCUCCAUCUUCGUUGCUUUGGUAGCCUUGUUAGGCACGAGCUUCUUGCCCUCAGUCAGACAUGUCUGGUCGUAUUACCACGAUACGCCGCAUGAAUCCGGGAACCACGAACUCCCUGAGCCUGCGAAGCCAGUUGCAAGAAUAUUUUUAUACGACCCUCUCAUUAUCCACAUCGCGGACCUGAUCACGCCUGACGAGCGUAAAUAUCUCCGGGAGUUGGCGUAUGACUUUGUUCCCAUGGCAUAUUCCAAGUUCAAUGCCCUAACACUUCACUUUCAAACUAGUCUGCCGCGCCUGAAACGAUCGUCCGUUGACCUGGACGGCGCGAUAGCCGAGCAGAGUAGACGCACAAACUCGACAGCCUUCCUGCCCUUCGAUGAUGUAGCUAUUCGACGCAUAAUGGCGCGAGUCAACGAGUUUCAAGGCUACAUGGAACACUACCGAAUCAACGUGCAAAUUACCAGUUACCAGGAAGGCCAGGAAUAUCGCCCUCACUUUGACUGGUACGAAGACGACGAGUAUCAUAUCAAUCACUUCUCCACGAUUUUCGCCAUUCUGGAAGCCAGCUGUGAACACUGUGGCACUCAAUUUCCGAGGAUCAAGGUCGACUGGACUAAGCGUGAUAAGAAGUGGUGCGAAUAUCUUGACUGCUCGCAGAAUGUCUUGACCACCAAGAACAUAAACAGUUCUGCCCUGUUCUGGCGCAAUCUGGAUGACAACCUGCGCGGCCGCCCGGACACAUUGCAUGCAGGGCUUCCAGCUAAAGACGGAUCCAAGAUGGGCCUCAACAUAUGGACAGAGAUUGCGACCUCAUAG
This is a messenger RNA of Neoarthrinium moseri, 840 nucleotides long. RefSeq lists its product as uncharacterized. The record is from RefSeq and is a predicted model, not a curated record. Gene Ontology annotation, cellular component: endoplasmic reticulum. The coding region runs from base 1 to 840 and encodes 279 amino acids. The transcript has a single exon. Lineage: Eukaryota; Fungi; Ascomycota; Sordariomycetes; Amphisphaeriales; Apiosporaceae. Gene Ontology annotation, biological process: peptidyl-proline hydroxylation to 4-hydroxy-L-proline. Gene Ontology annotation, molecular function: L-ascorbic acid binding; iron ion binding; procollagen-proline 4-dioxygenase activity.